Messenger RNA from Peniophora sp. CBMAI 1063, 1176 nucleotides. The record is from the annotation of a GenBank genome assembly. Lineage: Eukaryota; Fungi; Basidiomycota; Agaricomycetes; Russulales; Peniophoraceae.
AUGGAGCCCUUUGAUGAUGGCCUUGACGACAACGAACAGGACGAAGCACCCGUCUUCAGCUCUCACUCGCCUAAGUCCGAAGGUGCCCAUUCCCCCUUCGCACCCGAUGAUGCGGACUCAUGGGCCGUCAUCUCUGAUAUUGCCCUGAGACACAUCCAUCGAGUAUCAACGACGGCCAUGCACCCGCAAGAUGCCGAGUGUGCCAAACUCACAUGGCCCCCAAAUUUGCCUCGGUUUGAGGCGCCUGUGCCCGGCGUGCUAGCUUCCACACGUCGUGUUACGUUGGUCAACGAAGAUGCCCACAUUCCACCGGACUUUCGUCACCCGCCUACAGCGCCCUACAUCUUGCAAGCGAUUGUAGAGCUUUAUCCGGCACUCGCCAAACGACCUUCGCACACGUAUCUUCGGUUUUCACGAACAUGGAGCUGCCCUCUCGCCGAAUGCGCCUAUCUGGAGGACCUUGCAUGCCUAUCUCAUGCGGCUGGCGAGGCUGUAUGUCGGGUAGUAGCUACUACCUCAAAACCCCCCUUCCACGUGGACGACGAUUGUGUUUCCAGCUUUGUUCGAAUCGUCAGCGGAAGGUAUCGCGCACGUCGCGACUUCAUUGAGGAUGUUGUCGAUAUCAUCGGUCUGCGUCACUUCGAAUCGCACUUGAGUGACGUGGGGCUCCGUUGCAUCAUUCGUGGCCAUGCGCCAGGCGGUCAGAUCUCAUUCAUAUGGGAGAAUGUCGAUUUAUCUUCCGUAUUGCAGUCCAACACUGUCGACGGCUUGCGGGCCCGUCAACAUGAGGAGAGAGCGCGCCUGUCCAUGCAAAAGUCACUCUGUCUCCAGGCUCGUCGAUGGGCUCACGAAGCUCGCUUUCGGGAGUUUGGAGAGCUUGAGAUGCAGCAACGCAGCGCUCGUUGGGCCCAGCACGACUUUGUCAGGACGCUGGCAUUGGACAAUAUCCUAGCCGGCCCCGGAGAAUCCUUCAGCGGGGUUCGAGUCUUGACACCCGCCCAAUCAUCAGCAGUAGUGGAAGCCGGUCGCCUACUACACAACGAGGUCUAUGCAUCCUUGAGCGCUCGUGAGCUCGAGCACCAGGCCACAGCGCUUCGUCUAGAGCUCGCGGAGGAAGUGAUACAGGAUUGGGAGCGUGGCAACGGAUGGCUUCGUAUCCAGGAUCACGACGCAUGA